This is a messenger RNA of Oncorhynchus kisutch (coho salmon), 6327 nucleotides long. RefSeq names its product E3 ubiquitin-protein ligase NEDD4. Gene Ontology annotation, cellular component: cytoplasm. Lineage: Eukaryota; Metazoa; Chordata; Actinopteri; Salmoniformes; Salmonidae. The coding region runs from base 552 to 4403 and encodes 1283 amino acids. The record is from RefSeq and is a predicted model, not a curated record. The transcript is spliced from 25 exons. Gene Ontology annotation, molecular function: sodium channel inhibitor activity; ubiquitin protein ligase activity; protein binding. Gene Ontology annotation, biological process: neuromuscular junction development; protein ubiquitination; regulation of dendrite morphogenesis.
GCUGGGAGCCAGUAGCGCCAGCGUCUUGAGUGAGUGGCCUGAAACAGAAAUGAACAGUUCUCCAUGCUGAAGAGACUCCUGUGUUGUUUCUAGUGAGGUGACCAGGAGUGGGGCUUUUGGAUGAGGCAGGGGGGUGUCGGACACGGUCUGUCUAUAUUUCAGAAGGCACAGUUGCGACAAGGCUGAGGUUUGGCUGGAAUGGGACUUCUGCCCUUUAAAGCCUUGGUGCAGCUCUGUGACUGGGUUGAGUUCAGCUCCUUAAAGAGGCGGACCACUGGGGUUACUUCAGUCUGAGGGGCUUGUGCGUUUGGGUCGUGGCUCCACAGAAGAGCACCUGACCUCCCCUGACUGCUAGCCUUAAAGAACAGCCCUGAGAGGAAUGUUGGUUGUCACCAGAGCUAUUUUGGCUAUGUGCAGCCGCUAAUGAUUGUAAUCACAGAGCAGAACGGGACUCGGAGAAGUUGCCUUGCCGCUGUUAGUUUUUUCUCCCCAGCAGGUCUCUUGCCUUGCCAUGCUCACUACUGGCUACCAGGGAUUAGAGCGUUAGACGAAUGGCACGCCGGCUCCGCUUGCACUUUGCGUUGAGGAGAAGCAACACGGAUCCUCUGUCAGAGAGCCUGAGCAGCCAUGGUGAGGAGAGCGGUCUCUGUGUGUCAACCCGCAGCCCCGCAGAGAGCCUAGCACACAGCUCUGUCCACAUGAAGGUGAUUCCAGGGCAGCUAGCCUUGGCUUUGCCUCCCCUGUCACCAGAGUACGGUAAUUUACAGCGCUACUCAUCCGUAUUUAUACCCAAGGUGAACACCGGCAGCGGCAGCAAGAAGAGUACUCUGCAGAUCUCCCUGCAGCCCCGUGGCAAGCUGAAUGGAGAGCUGGAGAACAGCACUGAGGGCGGGGAGCCAGGGGUCUGCGAGGUGGGAGCGGGCAGUGGCUCAGAUGGGGGCUCCUGUAGAAACAGCACGGCCAGUGACGCAGGCUACUGCAGCAGCAGCAGCAUCUUUGAGCCAGAGCUCCCAGAUCAGCGUAGGGCAGCCCAGGAGAGGAGUCUGCCCCGUAGGAAAGCCAGGGUCCCCCUGAGACGCUGCUCCUCCCUGGUUAUAUUUCCACGGAGCCCCUGUAAUACACCACCAGCCUCCCCGGUCAGCCCUGUGGCUCUUCCCGCCCUGCCUCCAGUGAGGGGCUCCUACCAGACUUCUCACCAGCUCCAGUUGUCCCCCAGUGAGCCCCUGCAGGAGGACGAGACGGGUACCUCGAAAGCGUCCAUCGCCACGGUGAUGAACGGCCUGCGACUCUCUAAGAGCAGCUUUCCGUCAGUGGAGUUCCGAGACGCCAGGCCCAUGGUGCAUUUUAACGUUCCACUUCCGGAUAAACCUAAAGACAAAAUGGAGGAGUGUGAGAAGACUGACCGCUCUGAAAAUUUAGACCGACACUCCAGUGUGCUACUGCACUUUGCCCACCAGCGACUAAUGUCUGGGAAGGCAUCUACAAACAGAACAACAUUCAAUGUUGAAUGUCCUGAAUCUCUAACCCAGGCCCCUCAGUUGGAGGGUGAAUGUGGCCCUCGCCACAUUAAGCUGUAUCGCAGCACCUCGGCUUGCUUGCUCCCCUCAGCUAAACUUUCAGAGAGGAGCCAAAGUGCCCGUCGCGCAGACAAUGGAAAUGGACAGGAAAUGCCUAAGGAAAACCAUUGUCAUCACACCUUACAAAGGAGCUUUUCUCUGGAAGUCCCCUACCAUAAUACUGGUAUUACAUGUCACCUUUCCAACCAAAAACUAGCUAACUCUCCACAUGUGCACAUCCAUGUGUCCCACGGCUCUGGGGCAAGGGUCUCUAGCCCUGUCAUUGACGUAAACACUAUCCACAAAAGGGAUCACAUACAAAAGAGCCCUGCAAGAAAGACCACGACACGUGAUGACUUUCUGGGGCAGGUGGAUGUACCAUUACACCAGAUACCGACAGAAAAUCCUAACAUUGAAAGGCCAUACACAUUCAAGGAUUUUCUACUUCACCCGAGAAGUCACAAAUCCAGGGUCAAAGGUCAUCUCCGUCUGAAGAUGACCUACCUACCCAAAAACAACUCAGAGGAUGCUGCAGAACAGACUGAAGACAUGGAUCCUAGUUGGGAGUUUUUAGAGGGCCAGGACAUGUCCGGUCCCAGGCACAACCACCUGCUGCCUGCAAUGCCCCCUGGCUGGGAGGAGAGGCAGGACAACCUGGGCAGGACCUACUAUGUCAACCACGAAACCAGGACCACACAGUGGCACAGGCCCAUAGUACAAGACAGCCGGGUAGAGGCAGAGCAGAGGCAGAACAUCCACAUGGAGGCGCAGCACGCCUUCACCGCCCGCAGGCAGAUCUCCGACCAAGAGGACUCCAACGACAGACAACAAGAGUCAACUGAGAGUUGGGAAAUCAUAACAGAGGAUGAGUCCACCUUGUACAACAGCCAGCGCUCCCCCCCUCCACCCCACUCCCCCCUGGAGUUUCACUCCUUCUGUGACGAGCUCAGUCGCCUCCAGGCCUUGGGUGCCACAUCCGGCAACCGACGUACCUCCCUCCAGCUGCAGGGCCCUUCCAGUCAUUCAAGUCACUCCAGUCGCAGAGGCAGUGCCCAGACUCUGACAGUAGAGGAGCACCCUGUUCAUCCUGUGGUCAGUCAUUCAAGUCACUCCAGUCGCAGAGGCAGUGCCCAGACUCUGACAGUAGAGGAGCACCCUGUUCAUCCUGUGUUGUUAGCAACCUCAGCUGGGCUGCCUCCAGGCUGGGAGGAGAAGCAGGAUAGUAAGAGCAGACCCUACUACGUCAAUCACAACAGCAGGAUAACCACUUGGACACGGCCACUCAUCCAGAUAACCUCAGACGCAGCAGCCCAGGCUGUUCUGUCUCAGAACGCCACUGUGUACCAGCCCCCCAUGCUCUCUCCUGAGGGCUCCCCCCAGCACUCCCCCGGCUCACAGAGGGAGUGUGGCUUCAUGCCUGCAGGCUGGGAGGUCCGCAAUGCCCCCAACGGAAAACCCUUCUUCAUCGACCACAACACUAAGACCACUUCCUGGGAAGACCCCAGGUUGAAGAUUCCUGUGCACAUGAGGAGGAGACCUUCGCUAGACCCAACUGACCUCGGGCCAAUGCCGCCUGGCUGGGAGGAGAGGGUCCACAGUGAUGGGAGGAUAUUCUACAUAGAUCACAACACGAAGAACACACAAUGGGAUGACCCCAGACUGCAGAAUUCAGCCAUAACUGGACCAGCUGUGCCUUACUCCAGAGACUAUAAACAGAAGUAUGAAUACUUCCGGAAGAAGCUGAAGAAACCGGCUGACAUCCCCAACCGCUUUGAGAUGAAGCUCAGGCGGAACACCGUGCUAGAGGACUCCUACAGACGAAUCCUGUCAAUCAAGAGGGCCGACUUCCUGAAGGCGCGGCUGUGGGUGGAGUUUGAGGGAGAGAAGGGCUUGGAUUACGGGGGCGUGGCCAGGGAGUGGUUCUUCCUAAUCUCCAAGGAGAUGUUCAACCCCUAUUAUGGGCUGUUUGAGUAUUCUGCCACGGACAACUACACUCUGCAGAUCAACCCCAACUCAGGCCUCUGCAAUGAGGACCACCUGUCCUACUUCAAGUUCAUUGGCCGUGUGGCAGGCAUGGCUGUCUACCAUGGAAAGCUGCUGGACGCCUUCUUCAUCAGGCCUUUCUACAAGAUGAUGUUGCAGAAGCCCAUUACUCUACAGGACAUGGAGUCUGUGGACAGUGAGUACUUCAACUCCCUGAAGUGGAUAUUGGAGAAUGACCCGAUAGACCUGGAUCUGAGGUUCACCAUAGACGAAGAGCUCUUUGGACAGACACACCAGCAUGAGCUGAAGCCAGGAGGAUCUGAAAUAGUAGUCACCGAUGACAACAAGAAGGAAUACAUCCAUCUUGUCAUGCAGUGGAGGUUCGUGAACAGGAUACUGAAGCAGAUGACCGCAUUCAAGGAGGGAUUCUAUGAGUUGAUACCCCAGGAUCUCAUCAAGAUCUUUGACGAGAAUGAGCUGGAGCUCCUGAUGUGUGGCCUGGGAGACGUGGAUGUGAACGACUGGAGGGAGAACACCAAGUACAAGAAUGGCUACUGUCCCAACCAGCCUGUCAUCCUGUGGUUCUGGAAGACUGUUCUGCUGAUGGAUGCAGAGAAGCGUAUCCGCCUGUUGCAGUUUGUGACGGGCACCUCCCGGGUCCCAAUGAAUGGCUUUGCAGAGCUCUAUGGGUCUAACGGACCACAGCUGUUUACCAUUGAGCAGUGGGGAACACGAGACAAACUACCCAGAGCCCACACAUGCUUCAACCGGCUGGAUCUGCCUCCCUAUGAGUCGUUUGAGGAGCUGAGGGAGAAGCUACACAUCGCCAUAGAGAAUGCACAAGGCUUCGAUGGAGUGGAUUAGGGGAGUGUGUGGCCUAUGGCGCAGAUGUUAAAAUGGCAGUUACUGCCAGUGAACUGAGGGCUAGCACCAAGUUUUGUGCUGUAGUUCUGUUUAAUGCUGAUAAAACACACAAUAUUCAGGUCCAGACCUGACCUGCCAACCGCCUGAAAAGAUGGAGAACAAUCACAGACAGCAAAGUCUUUGGUGCUCCUCUCUCCUGCACAGUGGAAGGGAUGGAUGAUGAGUGAAAAUCACUUCUUAAAUCACUCUUGGUCUGUGAAGUUUACAAAUAGUUUUUUUGUGUCUCGUAAAUAUGUAUGUAUACUUAAACCAGAUCUAUAUACAAUUUAUCAAAUGCAUUAUAUCAUACAGAUAUUACUGUUCAUCUAUGAUAAAUAUUCUAUCAUGAGGAGAUUGACAUUGGACUUCGAUAUACAUUACCGUAUAUACACUGGUGUCAAAAGCGUUCCACAGGGAUGCUGGCCCAUGACUCCAAUGCUUCCCACAGUUGUGUCAAGUUGGCUGAAUGUCUUUUGAGUGGUGGACCACGGGAAACUUGAGUGUGAAAAACCAAGCAGUUUUGCAGUUCUUGACACAAACCGGUGCGCCUGGCACCUACAACAAUACCACGUUCAAAGGCACAUAAAUCUUUUGUUUUGCCCAUUCACCUUAUGAAUAGCACACAGACACAAUCCAUGUAUCAAGGCUUAAAAAUCCUUCUUUAACCUGUCUCCUCCUCUUCAUCUACACUGAUUUGAAGUGGAUUUAACAAGUGACAUCAAUAAGGGAUAAUAGCUUUCAGCUGGAUUCACCUGGUCAGUCUAUGUCAUGGAAAGAGCAGGUGUUCCUAAUGUUUUUUGGUUUUUUACAAUCACAAAGUAUGUGUCUGAGCAAUGGACAGUGAAUGCACCUUUUGUAUAGCUUACUGGGGAUAUCACAGAACUGACGACUCCACAUGAGACUUGCGCUCUCAUUCUUGCACACACACUUGCAAAAUGUUUCCUCUGCUGAUUUUUUUUAUUUUAUUCAGUGAUGGAUGUAUUAUUUUUUUUAUUCUGCUAUUCCAGGGCUCUCAACCCUGUUCCUGGAGCACUACCCUUCUGUAGGUUUUCACCUCCAACCCCAGGAGCGCUGGAUUAGGGUUGGACUGAACCUACAGGACAAUAGGUCUCCAGAAACAGGGUUGGAGAGCCCUGCUCUAUUCAUGGGUGUUGUAGAGCAGUAUAAUACUCUAUUUUUAGUACAUGUAUUUUUUUCAAAUUGCUCUAUGUAAUAACUCUAUUGAAUUAAUAUCAAGAAAUUGAUAGUAUCAAUUCUCAAAGAUUUCUGCGAAUGUCUUUUUUAGCCUUUGAUUAUCUUGAGGGAAUUGACUGUACAUAUGCAGUGGUGUGCUCUAUCAAAGAAUGUAUUGUAUGAAUGGUACAAAACAUGUUUACACUAUCUGGUAUGUUUACAGAUUGUUGAAGGAAAAUAUGUUCUUUUUAAUUUAUCUUAAAUCAAAAUGUUAUAGUUGUGCUUUUUAUAAGGUAAAGCACUUUGUUAAAAUAGUUAUAAAAGUCUUAGUGUCUUGAUCUUUGCCAAACUAUCAAUUUCAGAAUGCAUACGUUGAGUAUGAUUUCAUGCUAAAAUCCUCUGCUUUUAAAUGCACAUUUGACUUGAGUACAUUUUACUUGCCAUGGAAGAAAAAAAGCACAUUUCAUUUCACUGGUAAUUAAGACUUACAUUACAAAUGAAGGCAUUGUAAUUUAUCAUAGAAUUUGAUCAUCUCAAUCUUUGACAUGCUCUUAUCCUUUAGUUGGAUGGAUCUAUUGUUAACAUCCGAUACUCUAUCAUUCAUUAUUUUAAGAGAUAAUUUAUAUAUUGUGUCAAAUGUAAUUCUGACAACUAAGUGGAUUUUCUAUCAAUGCUUUAAUGAAAUAAAACUUCUGUAUCUUGUUGAAAACAA